UAACGUUGGUUCUAAGCAAAAUGCGUCAGUGGUUUGAGCUCUUAAUCUGUUGAGUCUAACUUUUAAAACACAUGUUGUAUGCAAUAUGAUGGGAUGUUUUUGUGAUGUGUGUGUGCAUUAAUAAGAUAGACAGAAAUCACAACACAUCUUUUGAAGCGACCAACUUUGGUCACUUUGAACGAGUAACGGAACCUAAUGAUGAGACCUCCGUUUAAUGACAUGUGAUUCUUAACUUGACUGUUUCACAUUAUUCAUUAUCAUAAUGAUCGCUUUGGGAAUUGCAUGUUUUUGCAUAGAGACAUUUCUGUUGGCAUAGGCUACAGACAUUUCUGAUACGCACAAUCUAUUGGUCAAUACACAACACCAAUAACUAUCAUACAAAUACUCCCCACAACUGUCACUGUCUUUAACGUAACCAGAUAACCAUAGAGUGGCUUAAUUUGAACCUCUGACGGAUGUAAGAGUUUCAGUCACUGAUGUUUGCGCUGUCAGAGAACACACCAAGUGUUCAGUGAACUUUGGCCAGCUGUAGACUUUUUGCAGAAAGUCUACAGCUGCAGAAUAAAUGUUGGGUUGGCCCUGUAUGCCAGAGUAGAAACUUUUCUUGCUGGAUGAUUAUUGUGGCUCAACUCUGACUGACACAUUGCCAUUUCUUUUGUACUGCAAUUCCCAUUCCCCCCUCCCCCCAAACCAUUCAUGCUUGACUAAAGCAGCCCUAUAUGUUUUUCUUUCUUUACUUCUAAUACGCAUUCUAGUGGGACAAAGUGCUCCUCUAAAGGCCUGUUGUUCGAGGGGCAAUUUAUAUCUUCACCAGCUGUUCAGAAGAAGUGGUGCAAAAUCAAUCAGCCGCACCUCAAAAGUCCCAUCUAUUAGUUCCUUGACCCCCUCGACCCCUAGACUCGGUUCAGAUAGAUGUUCUAUCAAAGGACUGAAUGGAACUUUCUUGCUGGUGGUCUGAAAGGGAAGCGCCUGGAUGCGUGCAUCCACCAGGCUCUGGAGGGAGAAGGGGGACUGGCUGGCAGCACAGCGCAGCUUCCUCCCUCUAUAGUCUUUGGUAUGCGACACAUGGCACUGUGGUGGCUCCCACCUUCUUCGCUGCAAAUUACACUGUUUGGUUUACAGAACGCCAGAAUGGCUUUUAACACUUUGAGAACAGGUGAAAGCACCCUCACGUUGGUUGCCAUAAAUCCGUUUGUAUUCCGAAAUGCCAGUCCAUUUUUAAAGUUUUUUUAGUUGGGAUUUGUGACCAACCUCCCCAGACCUGUUGCUGGUUGAACUUAAAUAAGUUUGAUGUUGCGCAAAGGAAGCUAGGGUUACACACGGGCAGUGGGGGGUUAACAGGACUCCGGCGCGUCCUCCGGCUUCAGAGGGAAUCGUGUGUAAGUCAUUAAGCACAUCAGGAACCCUGGAGAGCUCAAAACAGUGGCGUGUUUUUUUAUUUUUCUUUCUAGCGUUGUUAAAUGUCGCCAAGCCCCAAGCAGUUCCAAGUUGCACUCCUUCCUGGCUGUGAUGGUUCUUUAAAUAGGUCCGCUCCAAUUUUAUCGAAAUGCCUGGUCUCUAAAUUUAACAGCGCUCUCCUUCCCAGUCUCAGCACUGUAGGGCACCAUGGAGGACCGCUUAAUGCUAAAAAACCUAAAGUCUGGACUUGUUGUUUGCCAUUUGAAAUGGUCUUUGCCAUCUCUUCUUGCCAGCUUCAGAGGCCUGAGGACCAUGCCAGAGGGGCGUCCUAGUGCUCUCCACCGGGACCCAAUGGGGGAAGAAUGUGCUCAGCUGCGCUCGCCUCUCUCCGCCUGCGUACACCCUCCGCCCUGCGCGGACCCCCACCCGUACGGUCACCCGCGCCUCUGCAGGGCCCCCAGGGAGGGGCCCGGCCGGAGGCCCGUGAGCCUGGUGUCCACCCUGUCGUCAGACUCGUCCCGGGACGGCCUCAGCCUCUUCGGGAGCACGGCGACCCUCCAGCCUCCCUCCUCCUCCUCCACCACCCCCCCGCCGUGCCCCAGCGAGGAGGACGUGGACCUCCGGCUGAGCCCCAGCCAGGGCAACGGCGUGCAGGGAAGGCGGCAGAGCCCAUGCCGGGGGGCCCCCUGGGGCCAGUGGGCUGAGCAGCGGGAGGGGGUGGUUCUGGGCUCCCAGAGGAACUAUUGCCACGCAGAGAGGACCUGCGGUCGAGGAGGAGUAGGAGUAGGAGGGCCAUCUUACAGCCAAUCGUCGCCGGUCGCCGCAGACGCCAUGGCGCCCAACCCCGAGCUGUCCUACGUGGACCGCGUCGUCAUGGAGAUCAUCGAGACGGAACGCAUGUAUGUGCGGGACCUCCGUAGCAUCGUGGAGGAUUAUUUGGCUCAGAUCAUCGACGCAGGAGACCUUCCCAUACUCCCAGAGCAAGUCUGUGCCCUCUUUGGAAACAUAGACGAUAUCUAUGUGUUCAACAGUGAGCUGCUGCAGUCCUUGGACCUCUGUGAGAACGAUCCAGUGGCCAUCGCCAGGUGUUUUGUUGACAAGAGUGAAUACUUUGUAAUCUACACACAGUACUGCACCAACUACCCCAACUCCGUGGUGGCCCUCACAGACUGCAUGAGGAGCAAGACCCUGGCCAAGUUCUUCAGGGACCGCCAGGCUUCCCUGAAGCGCUCGCUCCCCCUCGGCUCCUACCUGCUCAAGCCAGUCCAGCGAAUCCUCAAGUACCACCUGCUGCUGGAGGAAAUCGCCCGGCACUAUGACCCCGAGGAGAUUGGCUACGAGGUCAUCCAGGAGGCCAUCGACACCAUGACCGGCGUGGCCUGGUACAUCAAUGAUAUGAAGAGGAAGCAUGAGCACGCAGUCCGACUGCAGGAGAUCCAGUCUCUUCUGAUCAACUGGAAGGGCACGGACCUCACCACCUACGGAGAGCUGGUGCUGGAGGGGAGCUUUCAUGUGCCGCGAGCCAAGAACAGCCGGACCCUCUUCCUGUUCCAGAGGACGCUGCUCAUUACCAAGAAGAGAGGGGAGCACUAUGUCUACAAGAUCGACAUCUCGUGCUCCACCCUGAUGCUGCUGGACAGCGCUAAGGACCCCCUGACCUUCAGCGUCAUCCACUUCAAGCACCCCAAGCAGCUCCACACUGUGCAGGCCAAGUCCGUGGAGGAGAAGCGCCUCUGGGCAAGCCACAUCAGGAGGCUCAUUCUGGAGAACCACAACACCAUUCCAAAGACGGCCCAAGAAACGUUCCUGGAAAUGGAUUCCGUGUGUGCUGGGAGGUACCGCUACAGCCCUGAGAGGCAGAAUAAAGUGGGGUCCUACCAGGCGGACGACUUUGCGGUCGCGGGGAGACCGGAGCGCAGGAGAUCAGAGCCUGCUAAGCAAAUCGUAAGGAGCACGAAAGCAUUUUUGAAGCACGCAGACAGUGAGGGCACCCUGCUCGGGGACUUGUGCUCCCUGCAGCCUGCUUCUAGUGUCAGUACGCUGGCCUCCAGUGUAGGCGAGCCCCAGGCUGAGGGCCCUGGUGUGGAGGAGGAGGAUGUUGAGGAGCACAGCCCCAAAAGGCACUCUCUGGAGCAGCUGUGUCCUAGUGACGUUGAUCCUAAACUGGGCUCAGCGCCCAGCGAGCGAGGGCUGGAGGAGAAGGCGCAGCGUCAGCGGGAGGAGGAGGUGGAGGUGGUGGAGGAGGAGGAAGAGGGGGAUUGUUACAAGGAGGAUAUACUGAUGGGAGACGACCAGGUAGCCGACUUUGCGAGCUCCAUGAUGGCAGCCAUCUCCUGCUGGCACUAUAGGGCGAGGGCUUUGCUUUCUGCUCCCUUCACAACGGAUGUCCAGAACAUGGAUGCUGAGAACAUGGAUGCGGCAGAAGAGCAGGACUCUCGCACGGGCGAUGUGCUGGAGACCUCCACUCAGGAUGUACCCAGUGAGAAGGCGGAGGACAACGUUCACUAUGCCCAGGUAAAGGUGGAGGAGCCCUCCUCUCCACGACGUGAGGAGGAACCGGAGGUGGACAGCAUGCUCAUGGAGGUGAACCACUCCCACUUACCCGAGUCUCCCACCUCCGCCCCUCUGUCGGCGGAGAACCCGGAUCCUGUCCCCGACAUCCAAGAGCACCUAGAGGUGUCUCUGGAGAAUGGAGAGGAGACGGCGGCGGAGAGCGACGGCUCUUGUCUCCCCGGAGACGGCAGCACUCUGAGCUUCGGGGAAUACUCGGAGGAAGACGAGGAGAUGCCCGUCGGGCGCGAGAGUGUCCUGCCUCCGUCGGUGUCGGAUGGGGCCGGCGUGAUCGCCGAGCACCUCACCAGCAGCGGGUGCAGGAGGAGCAGUUUGGUCGCAUCAGAGGACCCUGAACGCUCGGCUGGGCCCUCGCCCCCGCCGGAGGGCCCCCGGCCCCCGGACGAAUCCUCCUUUUGCUCGGAGCUCCGGGAGGAAGAGGCGGACACGUCGGACAACGCGUCCCCAGAGCCGCGGCCGGCUGCCGAGGCCAGCCGACCCGUCGCGCCCGCCGCGCAGGAAGCGGCGCCGCCGGAGGACUCCCUGGACGACGUGGAGCGCCGGUCCACGCUCUCCAAGCAGGACCGCCUGCUCAUCCACAAGAUCAGGAGGUACUACGAGAACCAGGACGCCAGCGCCGGCGUCAAGCGGCGGGAGAGCCUCUCCUACAUCCCGGCCGGGCUGGUCAGGCACCUGAGCAAACAGCUCAACAGCACCCCGCGGGCCGACCCCACCCCCGUGCACAGGAAGGGCUCGUCCCCCAGCCGGCCCACGUCCUGGGCCGUGUUCGACCUCCCGGGCUUGGAGAAGAGGCCCGGCGCCGAGCCCGCCGCUACACCCCGACGCCAGAGGUCGGUCGAGGCCAGACCUUUGCCUCCGAGCGUCGGCGACGCCUCGGCGGCCGACGACGGCGGCUUCAGACCGUCCUCGGACAUGCUCAAGAUGUGGAACGACAUGGAGCUGGGGAUGAACGGCUGCCCCGAGGAGCUGCCCGUCAUCGGUCCGAGCGACGAGGAGAUUCGUCCCGAUCCUGGAUCAGAGCAUCGGAUCUCCGGCCACAUGAGGUCAGAAACGCUGGGCGGAUGCACCAGGGAACGAACAUUGCACAUAUUGGAGGAAUGUGAAGCGGAGCUUCUCUCUGAACACUCUUCCACAUCGGCGACCACGUCACCCCUCACAGGAAGUGAGGGUGAGUACGCGGAGGACCCCUGGCUGAGUACAGCUCCCCGGUGCGGUGGGAACGGCAGGGUGGCCCGCGCCCCGCUGCCCAGGAUCAUUAGCCUUCGAUCGGGCGUGGAGGACGACCAGAUCCUGCAGGACAUGGGGAAGGUGAAGAACAAGGUGUUCCAGCUGGCACGACAGUACAGCCAGCGCAUCAAGAACAACAGGCCUUUAAUCAGGCCGAGGAACCGAGACUCUGAAAACCCACACGGCCUCAAGAGCAUGCCCGCUGUCCACGAGGAGAGCAUGCCAUCCUGGGAAAACGGUGAACACACCCUGACCUAUCCCUUGAACACUUGCGAUCAGGUAAACGCCGUCGAUGAACCCCCGACCCCACCCGCCGACCCAUCCCCGGGGCCCAGCUCCAGGGCCACCACCCCUCAGGCCGUGUCCUCGCCCUCCUCCCCCUCCCGCGCCCCCAGCCUCCCCAGCAGCCCCGUGGACUCGGAGCCCUUCCACUGGCCCGACGUGCACCAGCUGUGCUCCAGGUACACCGGCCCCCGCUCGGGGCCGGGGGCCGGCCCGCCGCUGGUGGGCCGCAGCUGCUCGGUCCCAGAGAGGAUGCUGGAGCUCUGCACCGGCGGGCCGGGGAGGCCGCCAUGGAGCCCUACAGCCACACAACCUCUAACUCCUCGUCCGCCUUGGGACUCGGCCGAGGGCCAGUGGGGCGGGGGGGCGCAGCGGAGGGGGAGUCCCACGAGGGAGGGCGGGGGGUCCCGGCUGGGGCCCCGCCUGCUGUGCAGGUGGGGCUCCCUGGACAGCGUGCCGGCGGCGGCCAGCCGGCCCCUCCACGAGCUGCAGAACCUCCAGGACCCGGUGAGGCCCGGCCACGGGACGCUGCCCGCCCAACACAAGGUCAAGGAAGGGACGACCGCAGGAAGUGAUGUCUGUCUCAAGGAAGCCCAGCACGGCGUCUUCAAGAGGCCCGCAGCCCCGCACGGGAACAAGAAGACGGAGAAUAGGAUCGUGAGGAACCUGCGGGAGAAGUUUCAGAGCUUGGGUUCCGGUUCGUGAGCCCUGUUGUGUUUGUUUGUGUCUAAGGACUAUCUUGCAGCAAUGCUUACUUUCUGUUGACAGCCAUGGGACAAUCAUGCAGACGUUAUGUGCCUUACUCUGCCAUUUUUCACUUUUUGUCAUGGAAUUCGAUUUUGUACUGCACAAUCAAUCGUUGUCAAGUUCCUAUAGUGGACACUGGGUGACAUUUUUUUAUUUUUGCUAUCACCAAAAUGUAAUAUAAAAGGGAUAUUUUGUUAAUUGGUACACUGCUACAAACAGCCGUAUGUAUAUUUUCCUUGACAUUGUGUAAAUGCUAUAUUUACCUUCAGGUUUUUGCAUACACUGUAAAAUGCAAUCUUUAUAUAAAGUCAUGUUGUUUGCCGUACAAAUUGAAAGUAAUGUUCAGUACAUUGCAGGGUUGUUGUAAAGCAUAAUCCCACUUGUAUUAUUACAGUAAGUCUAAUGUUAUGGAUAUAAUUGAAGGAUUUCAUGCUGAGUAUGCAUAAUUAUGCCAUUCCACGAAAACAAAGAAAGACUGAUCCCCUGGCCAUGUAACUACUGUAGUGGAACACAAUAGAGUUAUCAUUACAGCAGCUCAUCACAGGUGGGGGGGACGGACAGCCUUUCUACAGACUUAUUUGCCUCAGACGUUAAGCUCCUUUUACCAGGACUGUUUUCAUAUCCUCACUGGAGCUCUUGAGCCUCAAUGACUUGUAUAUUUUUGCCAUGUUAUUUAUGAAGAUGUAUACUUUAAACGAAAAGUUAUCAUUUAAAAAAAUGCGAAGUUGCUUUUUCUUUUCAUCAACUCAUAAAAUGCAUUGAAUGAAAACAAAAUCUGGGAUAAAUACUUGACAAUAUAUACUCAACAAAUUA
Gadus macrocephalus (Pacific cod) is the source of this 7038-nucleotide messenger RNA. RefSeq names its product pleckstrin homology domain-containing family G member 3. The transcript is spliced from 19 exons. The coding region runs from base 1606 to 6183 and encodes 1525 amino acids. Gene Ontology annotation, molecular function: guanyl-nucleotide exchange factor activity. The record is from RefSeq and is a predicted model, not a curated record. Lineage: Eukaryota; Metazoa; Chordata; Actinopteri; Gadiformes; Gadidae.